Drosophila pseudoobscura is the source of this 2687-nucleotide messenger RNA. RefSeq names its product Ionotropic receptor 7e (gene Ir7e). Bases 61 to 1905 code for a protein of 614 amino acids. NCBI's taxonomy places the organism in Eukaryota, Metazoa, Arthropoda, Insecta, Diptera, Drosophilidae. The record is from RefSeq and is a predicted model, not a curated record. The transcript has 2 exons.
GGCUGCCCAUGGCUCGGACGCCAUGUUCGAGGGUCUGUUCAUUCGUGAAGCAACCGGAGAAUGAACAUAACCGGGCUGCUCAGCUCGUACUGCGAUCUGUCCGGCGAGCAGGAGAACCAAAUCAACGAAUUUGUGGCCCGAGCCCUGCUGUACGUUGUCCACCAUCAUAUACUCAGUGUGACGCCCUCCCUGGUGCUGAUCCUGUGCUGCCGGAGCGAGCACACCUGCAACUUUUACAACGAAAUGAUGAGCACCCUCUUCCGCAACUGGGGCCUGGCACCGCUGCAGAUUGUCAAGGUGGAGCAGGGGGUGCCCUGGCGUCCUGUUGCGGGGCGCAGGCACUUCAAUGUGAUAUUCACGGACUCGUUUGCGGCCUUCUCGGAAAUCCGGAUGGAGUACUAUGCCCGCGAGUACAACUACAAUGAGCACUACUUCAUCUUCCUGCAGGCGCGUGACCAUCUGCUGCAGGAGGAGAUGCGCCAGAUCUUUGAGUACUGCUGGCGCUACCACCUCAUUCACUGCAGCGUCCAGGUGCAGAAGUCCAAUGGGGAUGUGCUCAUAUACAGCUACUAUCCGUUCAGUGAGCGCAGCUGCUCGGAUAUGUCGCCGCAGCUCAUCAAUCGCUACAAUGGCAGCGCUCUCCUCGAGCCGGAGAUCUUUCCGCGCAAGCUGCGAAAUCUGUUUGGCUGCCCUCUGCGCUGUGCCCUCUGGAAUGUGCCACCUUUCGUUGAGGUACACGAGUCGGAGAGCACCGGCGCCAGCGUCAGCGGUGGCUACGAGGGUCGCCUGCUUCUGGCCCUCGCCGAGCGGAUGAAUUUCUCCAUAGCCGUGCGUCAGCUUCAGGCGAAAAGUGUCCGCGAUGAGGCCCUGGAGCUGCUGCGGCGUCACGAGGCUGAUCUGACGCUGGGCGGUAUCCGGCAGACGGUGGACCGCAGCCUGCUGGCCACCUCUACGCACAACUACCACCAGAGCCGCGAGGUGUUCGGCAUCCUGGACUCCAGCUUUGAGUUGAGUUCGCUCGACAUCCUUUUCUAUCCAUACCGCCUGCAGAUCUGGCUGGCCAUUGUCGGGGUCCUGGCCCUGUCGGCGCUCCUGCAGCUGGCCAUCGAACGGCUGCUGCGCGAGACGCGGCCCGAGUCCAGGCUCUGGCUGAAUCUGGAGCUGAUCUUUGUGGGUAUGCCGCUGCUGAGGGCGCCACACUCGCACAGCGGACGCCUCUACUGCCUCAUGCUGAUGCUGUACACACUGAUCAUUCGGACGGUGUACCAGGGCCUGCUCUAUCAUUUGAUCCGCACCCACCAGCUGAACAGGUGGCCACAGUCCAUCGAUGCCCUGGUGCAGCAGAACUACACUGUGGUCCUAACGCCGUUGGUGCACGACGUGCUCUCCGAGAUACCCAGCGUGCAGCACAUGACCUUCCGCAUUCUCACAGACGUCGAGGAGACGGUGCCCCUCGAGUACUUGGCGGCCAAUCCGCAGGAGCCACGCCUUGUCUCUGCCUCGGCCCUGGAAAUGUACAUCCACUUCAAUCACCUGAGGGCGGAGCGGGCCCAGAGGAUGGGCCAGAGGCUGGGGCAGCCCGUGGAGGCCGAUCACUUCGAGAUCAUUGCCGAGGACAUUGUGAGCCUGCAGAUGACGAUGUACCUCAGCAAGCACUCCUUUCUCAUCGAUCACCUGAACGAGGAGAUCAUGUGGAUGCGAUCCGUGGGCCUGGUCUCCGUUUGGGCACGCUGGGAGCUCGUCGGGAGCUACCUUCGCAACGAGCAGGGAUUCAAGGAGCUCGGUCUCGUGGAGCUCUACGCCAUGUUUCUGCUGGUGCUGGUGGGUCAUGUCCUGAGUCUGCUCAUCUUCCUCCUAGAGCUACUCUCCCAGCGAUUGGUUUCCCUGCAACGGCUGUUCUUGUAGCCCCACUUCCCACUCCCCACUCCCCACUGCGGUGUCCGGCGAUUUGUAAACCUCUUACGGGCCGACACAUGCCGUUUGCAUGUCGCUGACACUAACGGGGUUGGCAGUGGAGGCGGUGGCACCACCACACAAAAACCACGCCCGACCCCUGUCUGAGGCACGGCACAACCUGUCUGUGUCUGUGUGUGUGCUCCGUUGAUGGUGUUCAUUUAUGGUUAUGCGCCUCAUGCAUAAUACUGACACCGAAACCUGUCACGCACAUGCCCCGAUACCGCCACCCACAGCCGUUGGAGGGAGGUGGUGCUCUGAUGGUGAGGUGGGUUGGGGUGGGGUGGGGUGGUCUGCCUUGGGAGGCACCACCACGCCCUACCGUGUACGCAGCAAUUAGUUUAAGUGAUGAACGCUGAUUUGUUAAUGCAUUACAGCUAACAGUCACGGGUUUCCUAUUCGUACAAUUCAUUUCAAUCGCUUGGAAUCGCUUGUAAUCGCUUGGGAGUUUGCGUUUUCCUUAUGGUAUACAGUGCGCUUCGCAUCUAAAGGUCAAUCGAUAGUAUGUAAUAACAAAUCGCUGAAUUCGCUGUCAAAACUUCCCAUAAGCGAACGGCAACAGAGACCAUUCGACCAAGUCACGUGUGAACGUGGUAGCCGAAGACCCUGAAACAUUUGUCCCCGAAAAAGUUAUAUUUUAUUCAAAUAAAUGAACGAACAAUAUCAACUGCAUCUAGAAGCUAAAACAUCCAUCUUUGGAGAUACACUCGUCAUCGUUACCGGAACUGGGCGCU